Momordica charantia (bitter melon) is the source of this 1625-nucleotide messenger RNA. RefSeq lists its product as uncharacterized. Gene Ontology annotation, biological process: intracellular protein transport; activation of GTPase activity. NCBI's taxonomy places the organism in Eukaryota, Viridiplantae, Streptophyta, Magnoliopsida, Cucurbitales, Cucurbitaceae. Gene Ontology annotation, molecular function: GTPase activator activity. The record is from RefSeq and is a predicted model, not a curated record.
CUUGUUCUCAAAUUCGUAAAAAUGGUGAAGAAACGUGUGCCGGAUUGGCUCAACAGCUCUCUUUGGUCCUCCCCUACCUCCGCCGACGACGAUCGCCUCCACCGCUACUCUUCCGAACCCGCCGCCACCACGUCAUCGCCGGAACCCGUCGUCGAACCUCCCGCUCCGAUUCCUCCGCCUUCUGCGACCACCGCUGUUAGAACCGAGUCUCCAAAGGCCGAUUCUAGAGACUCCAGGGCUAAUAACAAUGUCGGCAACGACGAUAAUGGCGCUUCCUCGGGCCCUUCUGCAGAGGAUGUAUCUCGCCAGGCACAGCUCCUCGUUGAGUUGUCGAAGAAGGUUAUAAAUCUGCGUGAAUUGCGUAAAAUUGCAUCUCAGGGCAUACCAGACGGUGCAGGAAUUCGUUCAACCGUAUGGAAGCUCCUAUUGGGUUAUCUGCCAUCAGAUCGUGGGCUCUGGACGUCUGAGUUAGCUAAAAAGAGGUCUCAAUACAAACAUUUUAAAGAAGAGCUUAUGAUGAAUCCUUCAGAAAUUUCAAGGAGGUUGGAGAAGGCCAAAAGUUAUGAGCAUGAUGAAACGAACAAAGGUUUACUCUCAAGGUCAGAAAUAAGUCAAGAGGAGCAUCCUUUAAGUCUUGGGAAGACCAGCAUCUGGAAUCAGUACUUCCAGGACACUGAGAUUAUAGAACAGAUUGACCGAGAUGUGAAACGUACUCAUCCAGAUAUGCACUUCUUCUCAGGAGACUCAUCAUUGGCAAAAUCUAAUCAGGAUGCUCUGAGAAACAUCUUAAUUAUAUUUGCAAAGCUGAAUCCGGGAAUAAGAUAUGUUCAGGGGAUGAACGAAAUUUUAGCUCCUCUAUACUAUGUAUUUAGAAGUGAUCCUGAUGAGGACUAUGCGGCAAAUGCUGAAGCAGACACGUUCUUUUGUUUUGUUGAGUUGUUGAGUGGAUUUAGGGAUCAUUUCUGCCAGCAAUUGGAUAAUAGUGUUGUGGGAAUCCGUUCCACAAUCACAAAGUUGUCUCAGCUUCUGAAAGAGCAUGAUGAAGAGCUCUGGCGUCACCUUGAGAUCACUACCAAAGUAAACCCCCAGUUUUAUGCAUUUAGGUGGAUCACUCUUCUCCUGACCCAGGAGUUCAAUUUUGCAGACAGUCUUCACAUUUGGGAUACAAUUUUGAGUGAUCCUGAGGGCCCACUAGAAACACUUCUCCGAAUAUGCUGCUCAAUGUUGAUUCUCAUUAGAAGACGCCUUCUUGCAGGCGAUUUUACGUCGAAUCUCAAACUGCUCCAACACUAUCCCCCAGCAAACAUCAGCCAUUUGCUCUACGUUGCGAACAAGUUGCGUAAACAACCCUCACUCUGAUUUCCUUUUCUAUGCUGUAGUUUGUCCCACUCUUCGAUUUCCUGUUUUAUCUGUCUGUUCUCUAAAAAGUUUCUUAGUGUUGGUGGUGAAUUAUUACUAGAUGUAAAUGUUGGUUGGAAAAAAUGACUGUUAGGGGCAGGAUAUAAAAGAUUGCUUCACUUCAUUAGAUGUUGACUUGUAGUUGUGUUUACAGGACAAUCAUGUAUCUUUUCUGAGAGAUUAGUGAGUGAUUUUUAUCAACAAAUUUCUCAUCCCUUUUGUAGUUA